AUGUCUGGCUACGAACAUAUUGUCGCUCUCCCUCACUUCCCAGAACACCAGGACAAGUCUCCAGAGACUGCCCGCCUCAUUAUCACUCAGUGGCUUGGCAGUUUCCAACAAGCCGUAAGAAACGGUAGUGUUGAUGACCUCGCCGAGUUGUUCAACGAAGAUGCUUGGAUUCGAGACUUUUUAACAUUUUCAUGGGAUUUUCGCACGAUUCAAGGGUCCAACAAGGUAUCCGAAUAUAUCAAGCAGAGCCAAGAUGCAGCAAAUCUCGUCGCAAUCAGCGCCCGUGACCAUGGGAAAUUCCAGCCCAAUUUCAAGACGCCCGCUCCAGGAACGAAUUGGGUUGAGUCAAUGUUUGAGUUCGAGACUUCAAUUGGCCAGGGUAAGGGUAUGGUGCGUCUCGUCUCUGGUGACCAGCCAGGUUGGAAAGCCUACCUCAUCAACUUUACUCUUCAAGAGCUUAAAGGUUCCGAGGAGCAAUCGGGACUACGUCGUCCUCACGGGUAUGUUGACCCACGAGGGGGGACUUGGGGAGAGAGACGAGAGAGGCAGAAAGAGUUCCUGGACGAAGACCCGGCCGUCUUUGUGAUUGGAGCUGGGCAAGCUGGCCUCGAAAUUGCAGUCCGCUUGCGACACGUUGGAUUGCCGACUUUGAUCAUUGACAAGAAUGAGCGGGUUGGCGAUAACUGGCGGCAGCGAUAUCGGACUCUCAUGACACACGAUCCCAUUCACUACUGCCACCUACCAUUUAUCCCCUUCCCCUCCGACUGGCCCAUGUUUGUCCCCAAAGACAAACUGGCCGACUGGCUCGAGUCAUACGCAAACAUCAUGGAGUUGAACGUCUGGAAUAGGACAUUCGUCAAGACAGCCGAGUACGAUGAACAGAACAAGAUCUGGACCGUUGUUGUCAGUCGUCAAGGCAAGGACAGAACUCUCAAGCCCCGGCACAUCGUCCUUGCAACGGGACAAUCCGGUGAUCCCAUCACUCCGAUGUUCCCUGGCACGGAAUAUUACAAAGGGAUGUUGUAUCAUGGCAUCAGCCACAAGGAUGCCACAGCUUUUGGUGACUUGAGUCAGAAGAAGGUCGUCGUUGUUGGUUCUGGCAACAGCAGUCAUGAUAUCUGCCAGAACUUUUACGAGAAUGGAGCUGCUCAAGUUACCAUGCUCCAGCGAGGAGGCACAUACGUCAUCUCGGUUGACAAAGGAGUAGCACUCCAGCAUGCAGGCAUCUAUGAUGAGGGUGGGCCGCCGACCGAGGACGCAGACAUUUACGCCCAGAGUCUCCCCAUCCCUAUCCAAUUUGCGCUCAAAGUCUUUGAAGCACAAAAGAUUAGUGAAGUGGACAAGGAGUCCUUGGAAGGGCUGGCCAAGGCGGGCUUCCUGGUAGACUCAGGACCAGACAAAAGUGGCAUCUUUCGCAAGUACAUCACUAAGGGCGGAGGCUACUACAUCGACGUCGGCUGCAGCAAGUUGAUCAUCGAUGGGAAGAUCAAAGUCCGCCAGUGUUCAGACGGCAUCAAGAACUUUGACGCCGACGGUAUAGUUCUGGCCGAUGGAUCACGGUUGGAUGCUGACAUUGUUGUGCUCGCAACCGGCUACGAUGGUAUGCGAUCUACAGCGCUGAGGGCACUGGGGAAGAAGGUUGCCAAUAGGCUUGAUAAUAUCUGGGACUUGGACGAGCAAGGUGAAAUCAGAUCGAUGUGGCGAUCCAGUGGUCACCCUCGUUUUUGGUGCAUGGGAGGUAACCUGGCCUUGUGCCGUAGUUACUCGCGCCUCCUUGCUCUUCAGAUCAAGGCGGUGGAGGAGGGGUUGUUCAAGCAGUGA
Fusarium keratoplasticum is the source of this 1821-nucleotide messenger RNA. RefSeq lists its product as uncharacterized. The transcript has 4 exons. Bases 1 to 1821 code for a protein of 606 amino acids. Gene Ontology annotation, molecular function: monooxygenase activity; flavin adenine dinucleotide binding. NCBI's taxonomy places the organism in Eukaryota, Fungi, Ascomycota, Sordariomycetes, Hypocreales, Nectriaceae. The record is from RefSeq and is a predicted model, not a curated record.